CCUCUGGUUUCAGUUCAUUGGCGAAUGGCGCUCGGUCACGGUCUCUCAAAUUCACUGGUCAUCGGUGUGGCGGAAUCCCGAUUGCUUCCAAAAGUUCUUUUACAGUCUCUUCGACUCUUUCCUCAAUCCCGAAACCGGUUUAUCCUUCCCUCUUUCCGGGGGUUCUGCCGUUUUCGGGCUUUUGGAGGCUGGUCUGCUAGCUCCUUCUAUUUCGUCUACGCCUUCACUGGUUACGGAUGGUGUGGCAAGGUGCGGCCUUCUGACUUUUGACUUUUCUUCUCUUACCCAUUACACACCACCCCUUUUUUCUUUCUUCUUUUAGUGUACUAUAGAGCGGUCAAGGCUGCGCGAGCAGGUCCUAUGGGCGGGAUGGAUCGGGCAUGCUUUGCGCUCUGGGUUGCGGGUGAGAUACCUAACAUUUCAGUCGAGUUUUGAUGGUUAGUGGUGGCUGAUUGGGGGGUUAUGGUGGUUAGGUGGUGGAUGGAGUAGGGGAGUGUUGUGGAGAGAGG
Messenger RNA from Mytilinidion resinicola, 509 nucleotides. RefSeq lists its product as uncharacterized. The coding region runs from base 25 to 270 and encodes 81 amino acids. Lineage: Eukaryota; Fungi; Ascomycota; Dothideomycetes; Mytilinidiales; Mytilinidiaceae. The record is from RefSeq and is a predicted model, not a curated record. The transcript has a single exon.